CGAUCAAUGGUCAAAGUUAAAGAUAUGAUUUUGGGCGCUUUGAUGAAGCUAGAAGCCCACUCUGUUGUAACAAAAGUAAUAAUAUGUAACUGCAAGCAUCAAUGGCGAGAUGAAACAGCCCACAAAGCACAAAAGCCCAUUGGGCUUUUCAAGUAAUGUUUGUUUUAGGGUCAGCCCUUGACUCUACACUGAGAGAUCAGAGAGAAUGGCGACGGCGAUUAUACGCUCAGCUCUUUCCCGAGCAGCAAUCACCGCAGCUCCGAGGACAUCCGUUGCUCCAAAGCGAAGAUUCUCAUCUUCUUCCGGCCUUGACGAUGCUUAUGAAUCUGGAAAGUGGGAGAGCAUAGCUUACCUGGGCAUUUUCAGUUGCACUCUUAUAGCCGCCUAUGUUCUAUCCGAAGGUCAUCAACACGGCGAGGAUCCUCCUGCGUAUCCGUAUAUGCACAUCCGUAACAAGGAGUUUCCUUGGGGUCCAGACGGUCUGUUUGAGGUGAAGCACAACGAAGGGCACUGAGAUGUUGCGUCUUUGACAUAGUCUCGUCUUACUUAUCGGAUUUGUUUUAUAACUUUUGUCAACUAAGAAUAUGCUACUUUUGUUUUGUGUCAUCAUUAAAGACUCUGUGAUUUCUUCAAAUCUCUUAUGAUUCAAUCUCAGUAAACAAGAUUGUGUCAGUAAUUUUGUUUUGUUUUGAUAUGUGGGUCUGAUUUGCUUUGCUGGAUUGCUAGAUUCACUCUUGUUUUCAUCAGUAAUUAGUAGAUUCCACCAG
Molecule: messenger RNA, 767 nt
Organism: Brassica oleracea var. oleracea
Lineage: Eukaryota; Viridiplantae; Streptophyta; Magnoliopsida; Brassicales; Brassicaceae
Product: cytochrome c oxidase subunit 6a, mitochondrial-like
Exons: 4
Coding region: 206-514 (102 amino acids)
Biological process (GO): mitochondrial electron transport, cytochrome c to oxygen
Cellular component (GO): mitochondrial inner membrane
Molecular function (GO): enzyme regulator activity
Source: RefSeq, a predicted model, not a curated record